Dermacentor albipictus is the source of this 1765-nucleotide messenger RNA. RefSeq lists its product as uncharacterized. Lineage: Eukaryota; Metazoa; Arthropoda; Arachnida; Ixodida; Ixodidae. The record is from RefSeq and is a predicted model, not a curated record.
UUCAUUUGUUCCCUUUCCCCAUCGGCACUAACUGCGCAUGCGUGGCGAUUCGGCGUGGUUUUGUAAGGAAACAGACGCUGGUGCUCCGGAAGCGCCGAAACAACCAUGGCUGAAGAAAGUACCAGUGGAAACACGCCCCCUGCGUUUACCUUCGGCGACGAAGCAACUCCGAGCACAAGCCAGGAAUUCUUGCAAGGCACUUCGUGCACUUCUGUGUUGCACUACGAUUUGUGACGACUCCUUCGAAGACCUGUGGAACGCACUGAACAGCCACAAUGAUGCGACGGACUUCACUGGUCAUACACAUGUCACUGAAAGCGGUAUCACCAGUUCCCCUACUAUGGUGUUCAGCAACAGCAUCAGUCAUGCACUGCCCGGUACAAGCCGCGCUGCCAUGGAGGAAGCGUCGGCCAUUCCGAAAAAACAUUGCUGGACGGCAGCAAGUCGAGGACGACGGUAACAACGAUUGCAUGGUUUCUACGAACGAUCCAAUUAUUGUGAAAGAUGGGCAUGGAGAGCGAGAUGGCCAUGUCACCUGCUUGCCGCGUGAAGCGCCGUCUGCAAGCUUCGCCUCAGCAGCGUCUCAUGAGGCCUUGAAGCUGCAAGCCUGUAAAUUUCCAAGGCCACUUCUGUUCAGGCGGAGCGCGUCUAGAUAGACACGCUGGCUGCAGGCCUGCUGCUUCGUCUUCCCAACGCCCCGAAUGGAAUGACAGCACCAAGGUCCCGGCUACCUUUGACAAGUUCUGCACAAAAGAGGCGCACAAAAGGGAACGUGCUUUUGCCAAGGCACCUAGGAAGACAGGACGAGGUGCGGAUGCUCUGGGGAAGAUGGACGCAAAGGGAGAAGCGACCAAACCACGUACGCCCGGCGGGUUGGCCCCCCUCGAGCUGCCGGACUUCUCUUUCCUCUUCAAGAAAGGAUGCUUCUCUCCUGACUGUUCGGACCCCAGCCAUUUUCAGUGUUAUCCUAAAAAAAAACCUCGCAUGUUGUAGCUGCCACCUCAUGGCGCAACCCUUUUAAUUGACAUCCGUAUACUUAUGUGUCUUUAAUACUCAUUUUAAGACAAAUGUGAUUUUAUACCCGCUACCUACCUGAUUUUACCUGUGUUUUUACUUUGCCGAUGCUUAUACCCGAUUUUACCCAUGUUGACGACGCCUAUUUUAUUUCUUAGGGUUUUAUUGUAAUAAGAGUCGUGAGGUGGCGGUAAAUGUUACCUAGCGUGCAGCACGCAAUGAUUCCACUCGUGGGUAUGUGGCGGACAGGAACUUUUGACCAUACUACAGCCGGUAGAUAAUCUCUUCAUGUGCAUGUUGGUCUACUCGUGGGUGCAGCGCGGCAAAGAUGCAUGUCAUCGUCUCCUGGCGUUGUUUAGAGCUAAUAUAGCAAGAAAUCUUCCAUAGAAUACAAUGACUUGAUCAGGCUUCGGUAUGUGUCUCCCUUUCGGGACUUUGUGGUGUAAUGCGAACUCUUUACGGAUGUCUAAGCCUGUAUAAGUAGAGCUGAAGAAUGCCACGUACAACAUUCGUAUGGCAUAUUUCAAGAAUUGCUCUAGGUAGGCUACGAUCGGUUUCCGUCCAGAAGUCAGCCGUGCUAAUUUCUCCACUCCUGGACUCUUAGUGUGGCUCAUACCCUACAUUGUGUAAACGCAAACAGAAACCGUACCACCGAUCAGAUAAACAUCUGUUGAAUACUGCAGUGGUCAGCAUUUUCUGCUUGUUAAUUGCCUUACCGCCCAUGUGCUCUACUCUUUUAUUGUUAGAAGCA